GGAAAAUCCACCUCAUGUUUCCACUCUAUUUUCAUUACGAAGAUGUAUCACGUCAGGAUCCGUUGCUCAAACCGAAUCACGCCAACGUUAUGGAAGUUCCUGGAUUGUGUGAAAUAAGAGUAGUACCAAAGGCACCUUAUGAUUUCAUAAUCAAAAAUGGAAAAUUGGCUAUGGAGAUUCCGUGCGGUCAGAAAUUCAUACAGACACAAAGGGGUUCGACAGGAAAGUCGUUUCGAUCCAAUCCAUUCUUGGGGUCAAACAAAAAAGGAUAUGUCAGUGACCUAGCACGACAAAGCACUCUCCGAGGGCAUGGAAUGUCUAAUUUUUCGGUCAGAAUCUCGACAGUAAUGUCUCUCUUAGAUUCUCCGGUCGAAAUACGGGAAAACUCCAUUCAAUUCUCGAUGGAAACGGAGUUUUGCGAAUUAUCCCCAGAACUGGAAGAUCAUUUCGAGAUCCUCGAACAUAUUCGAGGGUUCAAUGUGACUAUUGUCACUUCGGCCAACACACAAGAUGAGACUUUACCACCGUGGAGCGGCUUUUUUCAAAAAGAUGAGGGGGAAAGUCAGUAAGAUGCCGGAGAAGCGAAAUAUACGAGGAUCACAAACAUAGAUUGCUCGCGGCUAAAUAUGAAUUGAGACGAAAGCUUUAUAAAGCCUUUUGUAAAGAUCCUCCUAGUUAUAUGCGGGACAAACAUCGUUAUAAGUUGUCCAAGUUGCAAAAAUGGAGUUCCUUUGCACGAGUAAUAAACCGAUGUAUUUUCACGGGUCGCCCUCAUUCCGUAUAUGAGUUCUUUCGAAUUUCUCGUAUCGUUUUUCGUGGAUUAGCAUCUCGAGGUCUUUUGAUGGGCAUAAAGAAAUCGUCUUGGUAGCAACCACCAAACCAAUAGAACAAGGCUUAGCUCUGCAGCUGGUCCAUAAGCAAGGUAAGUAGGUCCAUUACCGGCCGGCUCCGGACCGAAAAGACCUAACGGAGUAAAAUCCCUUAUCUCGGAUCGGAGAUGCUAACGGAGAUGGGGGACCUCUCUACCGCCCGUGUCUAUCUCCUGUCAAGUAUGCUCCCCAGACAUAGACUACGUACAGGGUAGUCAUCUUGGAAAGAUAGAAUAUCACCGCGUAAACAUAACAUUAAGUUACGAAUGUAACUCCCGAGGGAUCGACCACUAUUAUAAAUAAAUAUAGUAAGGGUAAGGCGGAGAACUGUUGUUCAUUGGAGCGCCGGAGUGCGGAGGUUGUUCCCAUCAUUGAAGUCAGAGUGUGGGACUGAGCCCUUCGAAUGAUAAAGACAAAAAAGUGCUUAGUUUCGUUGGAAAAAGCAACGCACAUCAUAUUGACUUUCUCUCGCCCUACUUCUAAGGAUAGAUAGAAAAGGUUGGAGAGAGUAACUUUCUGAAAUUCUCUCCUUUCUAAAGCUGCGCAAGGCGGCCCCCCCAGAACAAAACCCCACCCUUUCCCCCUUUUUAAUGAAAGACCCUCGCCCCGCUUCCUAUUCAUUUGUGGGUCGGGACCGAGGGCCUUUUUUUUUUCUCAACAGGUGAUUUCAAGAAUCAACCAACCGACAAAUCCGUAGCCCAGGUGACUCACAGCCUCCCUCUCGCCUAAAUGAAGUGGGAUGAAUCCAAUCAAUAAGCUUUUUGAUUGAUUCAGGGCGCAGCGAAGCCAAAUUCAAUCAAGGCAAGGGGGGCUUCCUGACACUGAGUCAUCCUAUUCAAAUUUAGCUAUGCUAAUGGAACAGGAAAAGUUUUCAGAUGAUAUGGACCCCAAGAGAUGAGCGAGAACCUCCAAUUGCUUAGGGGUCGCACUCUGUCCCGCUUGGUGGACGAAAUCUUCUCUCCUUUUAGAAUUCUUUCUCCCACACGCCUUUGCCCUCUUUCACCGAAGAGGAAAGAAAAUCUUCCAAGCGGACAGAGACCUCAAUUUCCAUUAGAUUCAUUCCUAAGCUUGCUUUGUUCCAGCAAGAUGAUCAGUCCGAGAGGGCUGGAGAGAAAGCGGUAAAAACCUCUCUGAUUCGGUCACCGAGCAGUCGGACGACUUUUCAGUAAGCCAGGAUGACCCCUUCGACGCUUCUUUCGCUGUAUACCCCCUACAUCCUUCGGAGGUGUAAGAAAGGGUACUAUAUAUAUUAUAUCUAUCUAUAUAGAGUCAGUAGGGCCCCAGAACGCUAAAUAAAAAGGUGGGGGAACAAGAGUUGUCACGAUAGGAAAGAGAAAUGACUAUAAGGAACCAACGAUUCUCUCUUCUUAAACAACCUAUAUCCUCCACACUUAAUCAGCAUUUGAUAGAUUAUCCAACCCCGAGCAAUCUUAGUUAUUGGUGGGGGUUCGGUCCGUUAGCUGGUAUUUGUUUAGUCAUUCAGAUAGUGACUGGCGUUUUUUUAGCUAUGCAUCACACACCUCAUGUGGAUCUAGCUUUCAACAGCGUCGAACACAUUAUGAGAGAUGUUGAAGGGGGCUGGUUGCUCCGUUAUAUGCAUGCUAAUGGGGCAAGUAUGUUUCUCAUUGUGGUUCACCUUCAUAUUUUUCGCGGUCUAUAUCAUGCGAGUUAUAGCAGUCCUAGGGAAUUUGUUCGGUGUCUCGGAGUUGUAAUCUUCCUAUUAAUGAUUGUGACAGCUUUUAUAGGAUACGUACUACCUUGGGGUCAGAUGAGCUUUUGGGGAGCUACAGUAAUUACAAGCUUAGCUAGCGCCAUACCUGUAGUAGGAGAUACCAUAGUGACUUGGCUUUGGGGUGGUUUCUCCGUGGACAAUGCCACCUUAAAUCGUUUUUUUAGUCUUCAUCAUUUACUCCCCUUUAUUUUAGUAGGCGCCAGUCUUCUUCAUCUGGCUGCAUUGCAUCAAUAUGGAUCAAAUAAUCCAUUGGGUGUACAUUCAGAGAUGGAUAAAAUUGCUUUUUACCCUUAUUUUUAUGUAAAGGAUCUAGUAGGUUGGGUAGCUUUUGCUAUCUUUUUUUCCAUUUGGAUUUUUUAUGCUCCUAAUGUUUUGGGGCAUCCCGACAAUUAUAUACCUGCUAAUCCGAUGCCCACCCCGCCUCAUAUUGUGCCGGAAUGGUAUUUCCUACCGAUCUAUGCCAUUCUUCGUAGUAUACCUGACAAAUCGGGAGGUGUAGCCGCAAUAGCACCCGUUUUUAUAUGUCUGUUGGCUUUACCUUUUUUUAAAAGUAUGUAUGUGCGUAGUUCAAGUUUUCGCCCGAUUCACCAAGGAAUCUUUUGGUUGCUUUUGGCGGAUUGCUUACUACUAGGUUGGAUUGGAUGUCAACCUGUGGAGGCACCAUUUGUUACUAUUGGACAAAUUUCUCCUUUUGUUUUCUUCUUGUUCUUUGCCAUAACGCCCAUUCCGGGACGAGUUGGAAAAGGAAUUCCUAAUUCUUACACGGAUGAGACUGAUCACACCUGAUCAGUGAAAAAUUCUGACACCAAUCAUUUAAAAGUGAGUAUUACACCAAGAAUUGACAAGCGGA
Messenger RNA from Ricinus communis (castor bean), 3451 nucleotides. Its product is annotated as 60S ribosomal protein L5, mitochondrial. The transcript has a single exon. The record is from RefSeq and is a predicted model, not a curated record. Gene Ontology annotation, molecular function: RNA binding; structural constituent of ribosome. Gene Ontology annotation, biological process: translation. Gene Ontology annotation, cellular component: ribosome; cytosolic large ribosomal subunit. Bases 15 to 569 code for a protein of 184 amino acids. Lineage: Eukaryota; Viridiplantae; Streptophyta; Magnoliopsida; Malpighiales; Euphorbiaceae.